Priapulus caudatus is the source of this 3144-nucleotide messenger RNA. Its product is annotated as vacuolar protein sorting-associated protein 13A-like. The transcript has 8 exons. The record is from RefSeq and is a predicted model, not a curated record. Gene Ontology annotation, cellular component: extrinsic component of membrane. Gene Ontology annotation, biological process: protein retention in Golgi apparatus; protein targeting to vacuole. Bases 1 to 924 code for a protein of 307 amino acids. NCBI's taxonomy places the organism in Eukaryota, Metazoa, Priapulida, Priapulimorpha, Priapulimorphida, Priapulidae.
AUGGCAUCGAGCAUUAAGCUAGUUAACUCUACCGCCUCCAUCCAAGGUCCGGAGGCGUUCACGGAGAGCCUCUCGCAGGGCGUGCAGAGCCUCAUGGGUCACGUGGUGGGAGGCACGUUCGGCUCGGCAGCGCUGAUCACCGGCUCGCUUGGAAAUACGCUCGCGUUGCUGUCCAUGGAUGAAGACUACAAACGGAAGCGGAGACUGCGUAUUCAGUCCAUGGGAACGAGGGGCGCACCAGAAGCUGUCAUUAUGGCAGGAAGAGGCUUCGUCAUGGGCGUGGCCCUCGGACUGUCCGGCAUAGCCACGAAACCAAUAAAAGGGAUGCAAGAUGAAGGCAUAGAAGGCUUCUUCAAGGGUGUAGGGAAGGGCAUUAUGGGUUUGAUCACUAAGCCAGCCGGAGGAGUGAUUGAUAUAGUUGCCAUGGCAUUUGAGGGGGUCAAACGGGCAGCGGAACUUGGUGAGGAUGUCAUAUAUAGAGCGCGGAUCCCAAGGUUCAUCAACAAAAACAUCGGCCUGCAGCCGUACUCCCCCUACCAGGCGGUAGGACAGCGCAUGCUGCGGGAGCUGUGCAGGGGUCAGUACACCGAGUCGGACGUCUAUUUCGCGCACGCGCCCCUCAGCAAGCAGGAGAGGCCUGACGUUUUGCUUAUAACUGACAGGCACGUGUUCCUGCUAGAGAAGUGUCGUUUCUGGGGCACGUGGGAUAUUGACUGGUUUGUCAACCUAGAAGACAUCAUUGAUAUCUCUGGCAUUGUCAAGGACAAACUUAUUUUCAAGGUCAAGCAGGACAAUAAUCUGAAUCCAUUCAGCGGGGAAGAUAGAUUCAUCGUGAGCCAGGACAGCCAGAUCCUACACUGGGUGUUGCAGCAGUUAGAAUCCGCACUACUCACAUAUAGAAACACAAAGGAAGUGUGGAUGUAACCGCAUACGACCAGUCUGAAUGUCACAGCAGUCAGCCGAUAGACUAAUGGGAUGUAACGACUACAGCUGCAGAUAUAACAGGAGCCAAUGACAAUGUAACAACAACACGACUUGGGCAUGAUAGUCCCCUCUUAAUUUGAAAGAAAUUACAGAAAGCAAGUUAGUUCUGAGAUAUCAACAGAUGGUGUGAGAGUAACCGUAACGAAACUGGGAAUGGCCAGCCAAGAGGCAAAGCCGGCUUUUUCUGGAUACAUCCAGCCGAGCUGUUUUCUCGUGUGAAAAUAAUCUGUGAAUAACUUGUGAAUAUCUCGGAAGUAUUUUGCCAUUGUUCGAAUGCACAUCAUAUGCAAUGAUUUCAAGUUGGGAGGAGCACAUGGUGGCAGUAAUGGCGCCUGCCCGUGUACCGUCGCACGGUUCCACGCCAAAGCACGGCUGCACUGCAGAGUCCUGGCUGAUAUACACGCCUAUUUCUCGAAUAAAUGUGAGAUUUGCCGUGAGAGCGACACCUGGGUAAUCAGCAGUUUGUCAGCCAUUAAUGAUAAUAAUGCUUAGCAAAGAGGUACGUCCCAUACUGCGGAGUAAGUUCGACAUGCUUGCGAGCUUGUAAUAAGGAUUUGAAAACGUAAUAUAUUUGGUCGUCGGACCCCAUCUGACUAUAACUAGUUCGCUGGCGGCUUACGGCGAAAAUUUUCUUGUUAUCAGGUUACAUUAGCCGAAACUUCUGUAACUGCGCAAUUCUGAAUUUCAAGUCGUACGUUGUAGUAUUAAACCAACCUGCAAGUUGCUAGUGCACAGUAUAAAACAUAGUAAAGCAGCAUUGCGUGUUAGGGUGUGAAUUUAUUGUUUUAACUACGUAGUCUAUUAUUUAUGUACCUACACAGGUAAAUUGUUAAUAUAUAUAUACAUAUAUAUAUAUAUAGUGCAGUCAGUCAGUAUAGACAGUGUAGGAGGCAGAAUGCUCCAUAGGUUUGACUAAUCUGAGGCUUCCGUUGGCAGCAUGUAGUGGAUAUCAACUGCGCAAUUGAUGGUGAAGUGCACAUAUUGUUUUUAAUAACUGUUAUUAUUUUGAAAAUGCCAGAGGUGUAACUGUUAGGGGGAGUUAUUGUGCAUAUAUAGAUGGAACACGUACUGGUUAGUUUCCUAUAUCUCCACAUUUGCAUUUAAACAUGUUAUAUACUGUUUAUUGUAUAUACAGACCCGAGCCCUGUUUGGUCGAUUUUCCCACACUUGAAGUGUCAUUUGCCAUCGCCUGUUUUGCACGGGCUUUAGUGAUGAUUUUGUGUACUUCCUCACUCUGUGUAUUUCCAUAGUGUAGUACUCUGCUAUUUAGUUAUUGCCUAAGAUGUGUCUGUUGUCAGUGGCUCUUCUCUUCGUGCUAUUUUCACCCAGCUUUUGUCAACACUUAUUACUUCCUGUUUAACUGAUUAGACUCGGGAAUCUGUCGUACUGUGAAUGUGUUUGCGUGUUAGUGUCGUCUUGAUACGUAACGUUAGUCCUCAUGGAGUGUCUCGUUUUGUGUGUGCCAUCUCUUCAUGUCGAUUAGUUAAUUCUCACAAGGAUUCCAAUGACUUUCUAGGUGGGGGGUAAGUUGACGAUACGCGUCUGAUAUGUACAACUACUCUCUCGUGCAUUGUGCGUCCUGGCUCCCAGUGUCAUUGGGCUGUCCCCCCCCCCCUCCGUGAGAUUCGUCUCAUUGCUUUACGUUUUCCUUAUGCGUGUUCACAUCUUCUGUUACAUGUUACGUAUGUUCGUCGUCUGUCUCCUCGACUAAACCUGUUUUUAAGAACGCGUAGGAUUGAGUUACGCGGUCGAGUUGUCAUUAUGUUUAGGUGUUACACGAUCGUGUACGCUGGGGCAGCAUAGUUUGGUUACACGCUCGAACCAGAGGGGGAAUGUUCUUAUUUAUUCGUAAAAGUUCAGCAACAAAGCUUGACACAUGCGCUCUUUCUUGAUGGUAUCCACCUGCAUCCGUUGGCCCUAAAUUAUCCAGUCAUUAUGUAAUAUAGUUAUUACACGGAUGAUACAAUAAUUGCAUUGUUGUGAUUCGCUCGAGUUUGCGAGGUUAGCCGAAACGUCGUGAGGUUAGUGGAGGCAUGUUCGCGGAAGCGAGCGUGUUGGCUGUGCGCCUCGCUCGUAUAGAUGAUGUUUGCUUAGGCGCGAAUUAUAAACAAUUCAUGUAAAGUGAGUUAUAAAUAUUUGCUCUCCUCAUUCUCAGCUGCU